Molecule: messenger RNA, 1318 nt
Organism: Drosophila suzukii
Lineage: Eukaryota; Metazoa; Arthropoda; Insecta; Diptera; Drosophilidae
Source: RefSeq, a predicted model, not a curated record
GUCUUAUAUAAGUUGCGCCGAGACUUCUCUGCCAUAACAACUGCUCUAGCUACGUUUCCAUCAUGUACGAACUAAAGUUUUCGCGUUUUCUUGUGCUUAUAUUAAUCAGUGUGGCUUGUGCCCAACAACAGUGCACCAGGUUCUAUGACUUGCAGCCAAAUCGAAUGAUAAAUAUCACCAGCUUCAAUUAUCCGGGAGCUCUACCAAGUGGUAGUAACUGCCGAUUUCGCUUGAAAGCCCCCAGCAAUCAUGUGAUCUAUUUGAGUUGUCGCUUUGAGUUGUUCCCAGACACCUGUGGCUCGGAGUUCCUGUUCAUCUCCCGGGAUGGUGACCUCCAGUUUCGGGAUGGCGAACGCUACUGCCGAAUGGGUCAGGUCAACCGGAUAUCGAACUUCCAGACCAUGGCCUUCGCCUACUAUUCGAGCACUCCGCAGACCCAGCAGCGAUCCCGACUUAACUGCCAAGCGGUGGCCCGUCCGGCGCCCUGCGACUGCGGCUGGUCCUUCCCGACCCGCAUUGCCAACGGAGUGGAGGCGGGAAAGCACGAGUUUCCCUCGAUGGUGGGCCUCCGCGACUUGGCCUCCAACCUGCCCAUCUUCUGCGGCGGGAGUAUCGUCAGCGAUCGGUUCAUCAUGACCGCUGCCCACUGUACCGCUCGCCAGCCAGUGGCUAGCCGCCUUUUGGCACUUGUCGGGGAGCAUGAUCUAAGCACGGGUAGCGAAUCGAUCUACUCGGCGCAACAUCGCAUUCAAAAUAUCUAUAAUCAUCCCGGCUACAUGGAAACAGCGUCUGGCAACAUUAAUGACAUAGCCCUCCUCCAGACGGUGACGCCCAUGGAAUGGUCCAGGGGAGUGGCGCCCAUUUGUCUUCCAAUUCGACAGGCAGAGAGUAGCUUCAACUAUCAAAAUGUAGACAUCACGGGGUGGGGAACCCUGGGCUUCGCUGCCUCCAAGUCGAACACCCUGCAGAAGACCACCCUGCUUACCAUGGAUAAUGCCGUGUGCCGAGCUCGGUUUAACUCCAGCAUCACUCCCAGCCAGCUCUGCACCUACGAUGCUGGCGGCAGGGGCCAGGACUCGUGUCAGUACGAUUCCGGUGGUCCAGUGAUCCUGCGUCAGCGGGAGCGGAUGUUCCAGCUGGGCGUGAUCAGCUUUGGCCGGGCCUGCGGUCAGCCCUUCGGCAUUGGGGUCAACACCAGGGUCACAUCGCACCUCAACUGGAUGUGGCGUUAUGUGGGCGGGGCGGUGUGUGUGCGUUAAAGAUACGCACCUGACGGAUGACCAUAUUUACACACUGAGCGAGUAGCGAUCCCAGUAAU